AUGGAGGAGCGCUACACUAAGGCGGAGACCCUCGCCCUGCGGAGAAAGCACAUCGGGCCUUCCUGCAAAAUUUUCUAUGCCAAGGACCCUCUGAAGAUAGUGCGUGCUCAGGGCCAGUAUAUGUUUGAUGAGAAAGGAGAAAAAUACUUAGACUGCAUCAACAACGUUGCACAUGUUGGCCACAGUCAUCCCUAUGUGAUAAAGGCUGCCACAAAACAGAUGGAACUGCUCAACACAAAUGCUCGGUUCCUACACGACAACCUUGUCCAGUACGCCCAGCGUCUCACAGCCACCCUGCCAGAGAAACUCUCUGUUUGCUACUUUGUUAACUCUGGGUCUGAAGCCAAUGAUCUUGCUUUACGACUGGCUCGGCAGUACCGUGGGCACCAAGAUGUGAUCGCUCUUGAAAAUGCUUACCAUGGCCAUGUUACAUCUCUGAUUGACAUCAGCCCCUACAAAUUUAAUCAGCUGGGAAAGGACAGCAAGAAGGAGUUUGUGCAUGUGGCUCCUUCUCCAGAUAUCUACAGAGGGAAAUAUAGAGAAGACCACCCAGAUCCAGCAAGUGCUUAUGCUGAAGAGGUGAAAAAGAUUAUUGAAGAAGCACAGAAGAAUGGACGCAAGAUUGCUGCCUUCAUAGCUGAAUCCAUGCAGAGCUGUGGAGGCCAAGUGAUUCCACCUGUGGGCUAUUUCCAGAAAGUGGCAGAGUAUGUGCAUGCUGCAGGUGGAGUGUUCAUAGCUGAUGAGGUUCAGGUUGGCUUUGGCAGAGUUGGGAAGCAUUUUUGGGCAUUCCAACUGCAAGGUGAAGAUUUUGUGCCUGAUAUUGUCACCAUGGGAAAGCCCAUUGGCAAUGGCCACCCUAUGUCUUGUGUGGUCACAACAAGGGAAAUCGCUGAAAGCUUUGGUGCCUCUGGACUGGAGUACUUCAAUACAUUUGGAGGCAACCCAGUGUCUUGUGCUAUUGGUCUGGCUGUGAUGGACAUAAUAGAAAAAGAAGAUCUCCAAGGAAAUGCUACACAUGUAGGAAAUUAUCUCUUGGAGCUGCUGGCUGAGCUAAAGGAGAAGCAUCCCUUAGUGGGAGAUGUCAGGGGUGUUGGGUUGUUUGUUGGAGUGGAUUUAGUGAAAGAUCGACAAAAGCGAACACCAGCCACAGCUGAAGCCCUUCACCUUAUUUACAAGCUGAAAGAGCAUCAGAUCCUUCUUAGUGCAGAUGGACCCCACAGAAACAUACUGAAAUUUAAACCACCAAUGUGUUUCACCAUGGAAGAUGCAAAACAUGCAGUGGAGACAAUUGAUACACUUCUCACAGAAAUGGAAGAGGCAACUGGAAUGAAGACAGAAAAUAAUGCCUCUACAAAAACACAGUAUAAAAGAAAAACAACUGAAGAGAGUUCUCAACCAGAAGGUGCCCAUGAAAGUAUCAGCCACAUGAAUGGAGCUGCCUGCAGGCAGGAGAAUGGCCUUUAUUCCAAAAAACACCCAGUGCCAAGUAAAAGAAUAAGAACAUGA
Indicator indicator is the source of this 1506-nucleotide messenger RNA. RefSeq names its product ethanolamine-phosphate phospho-lyase (gene ETNPPL). The record is from RefSeq and is a predicted model, not a curated record. Gene Ontology annotation, molecular function: pyridoxal phosphate binding; ethanolamine-phosphate phospho-lyase activity; transaminase activity. Bases 1 to 1506 code for a protein of 501 amino acids. The transcript has 13 exons. Lineage: Eukaryota; Metazoa; Chordata; Aves; Piciformes; Indicatoridae. Gene Ontology annotation, cellular component: mitochondrion.